CGUCGUGAAAGAGAUUGGUUGUUCGUUACAGGUUUAAAUACUAAACACAUAAAAUUGAAGCGUUUAAGGAUAUCCGUUUAAAAACGAACACCGUCAGUGAAACUAGUUACAGAAGGUGCAUCGUCUUAAUUUACUCAUUCCUAAUAAUAAUUCAAAUGGGGGAAAUAAGUUUGAUAUCAACCAGUUCAAGUGGAAAUGAGAGUGGAAGUUUUUCCAGCAAUGGACAUGGUCUACAAAUACAUCAUGAUUUUGAAGAAUACUCUGCAUCAAUUGGCAGACUUUAUAGUCAUCAUCAGGAGAUGGAUGAUGAUAACAGUGACGACGAAGAGCCAGAAGACUAUUCCCCCGACCCACGGGAUUAUUAUUCUCACUUCUACCGUGAGAGUGAAAGACUUUCAACGUUCCAUGACUGGCCACCUUGAACCCAUGUCACUAAGGAAGAAUUGGCCAAAAAUGGGUUCAUGUAUCUCCACGUAUCAGAUCGCGUACAGUGUGUAUUUUGUAGAGCGAGUUUAGGUAGCUUUGGUCCAGGUGAUUUUGUGGCCAAUGAACACAGGAAAUAUUGCCCAGAGUGUCCAUUUGCGUUUGGUUAUGAGUGCGGAAAUGUACCAAUACCAUCAUCAGUUCAGCAAACAAAACGACUAACAACGUUGAAGGAAAUAGAUAAUAGGAGAAUGACUGCAGUUGGAAACUUUGCACUCUCAUCUCCGCCUUCUUCCACUGUCCAGACGACUUCAAUUCCAACCAGAACUACUAAUCCAAUUGCUCUACCACAGUCACAUAGUGUAACAGCGUUGUCUUCAAUUGAUCCAAACCAAGGAGCUGCAGCAGUGAUCACAGAGCCGAAGUAUCGGGACUGGGCGGACGAACACACACGAUUGCGGUCGUACAAUGAAUGGCCUGCACAGAUGAGGCAAACCCCGCAAGAUCUGGCAGCCGCUGGACUGUUGUACAUGGGUCAGGGUGAUCGUUGUAAGUGUUACUGGUGCGGAGGAGAACUCCACGACUGGGAUCCAGAGGACCUUCCCUGGGUCGAGCAUGCAAAGUGGUUUUCGCAGUGCGGCUUUGUGAGGCAACAGAUGGGCGAACAAUUCGUCAUAAACGUCAAUAAUGGCGUGACAGCAAACGUUGAGUCUCCUAGCAACCAGGAGUUCUUGAGACGUCCACAUGUUCUUGCUGCACUGAACGACUAUAGAUAUACACGAGAGCAGGUCUUGGAGGCAUUACACACAUACGGUGUCCUGAACCUAGUAACUGCGCAAGAUAUUAGAAAAUAUGUCGAGGAGUUGACACAGAAGAGGCAGGUAGCCCAAAUGCAUGCAAGACUCACUGAAACCGUUACCUUUGCAAACUCAAGACCAUCGAGUCAUUUGGUCAACGGGUCAGACAGUUCAUUUGCUGUGUCAGCUGGUGGCCAGCAAGUAGCCCAGCCCAGUGACGAUGCGGGGGCCUCCAAUGGUCAGUUGCGCAUCGAGGAUAUGGCGAUGGAGGGCGUGGGGGAAUCAAAUACUGGCAGUAUUAAUAACAGGCGUUUACAGAACUUGAGUCUGAAUACUAACUCAAGUUCCUUGUCCUCAGCAAGUAUUCCUUCAGAUGUCGACUAUUUUGUUAAGGAGAACGAGAAACUCAAAGAACAACGCGUGUGUAAAGUAUGUAUGGACAGGGAGGUCUGCGUUACCUUCCUUCCUUGUCGCCACCUGGCAACCUGUGAAGAGUGUGCUAAAUCAAUCAGUACUUGUCCCAAUUGCAGAUCGGCUGUUGAAAGCAAAGUUAAAGUAUACUGGGCUUGAUAGGUAAAGCAAAGAUCAAAUGGUAUAUGUUCCUUAAUAAAAAAAACUAUCAUAGAAUAUAUGUAUUUGUUAUUGUACAACUCCUUUAGAAUCGGAGUUUACGCAGAACGAGCUUAUUCGAGGGAUAAAAUCGUAGUUAUUAUCUUGCAUUGGAAGGUUGUAAUCUUUUCUAGUUAUAGAAUAUGUUACUUUUAAUGUAUUAUUUAAUUUUGAUAUUGUAUUUAGAUUGCAUUUGUAUAUUGUAUUUUU
Molecule: messenger RNA, 2039 nt
Organism: Dreissena polymorpha
Lineage: Eukaryota; Metazoa; Mollusca; Bivalvia; Myida; Dreissenidae
Product: death-associated inhibitor of apoptosis 1-like
Exons: 6
Coding region: 462-1790 (442 amino acids)
Biological process (GO): negative regulation of apoptotic process; positive regulation of protein ubiquitination; regulation of cell cycle
Cellular component (GO): cytoplasm; nucleus
Molecular function (GO): ubiquitin protein ligase activity; cysteine-type endopeptidase inhibitor activity involved in apoptotic process
Source: RefSeq, a predicted model, not a curated record